AAGCAUUUACAAAGGAUGAAGAGGUUGUUAUCGAGGCUUUGUGUGAAUUAUCCAAAAUGCUACCUAUAGGUGCACAAACUGCAGAUAAGGAAGAUAGAAAAGCAUUGGACAAUCACCAAAUUUACUUGGCUAGUUGCUCAGAAGGUUCGAAAGUGGAUAAAAAUCUUUUGCAACAAGCCCUGGCUGAUGAAAGUAAGAAUACCUCUUCUUGCUUGGUGAAGCCAUUAGAAGAUGAAAAAAUUGAAGUGCAUGCUCCUUCUGAGCAGUCUACGGCAGUUUGCCAGAAAAAAACUGCUGAUUCUAAUUUGAAUAGAACUCCAGAACUAACUUUGAUUGAAACUGAACACCCAGAGAAUGCUCCUUCCAUAACUUGUAUGAGUAUUUCCAGACGUCCAGGAGUGCUGCAUCGUUGCUGUACUGGAAAUAGAGUGAUACAACCAGCUGAGCAAGUUGAGUGUAACAAUGAAGGAACUCCAUCACAAAUCCAGAAAUCAAGCAGUUCUACAGUUUGGUCUCGUCCUCGGAAUAAUAUCACUGGACUUUCUUCCAAAGUAAUUGAUCUUCCAACUGAGAAGGUUCCUCUUGGUGCAAUCCCAACAUGGAAGAAGUGCGCCAUCCAUGUAUUCAUCGGACAUAAUAUCAAAAGCUAUCAGGAUAAAGAGAGACAAUGCAGACUUUCCUCAGUGUGUGAUGAAUCUAAGCAGGGGGAGAGAAAAUCAUGUGCACUAGCAAACAAUGAGAGAGCUGGGUCACAAAGUGGAUCGAGUGGAAUGGCUUCUGCUGCUAUUUCUCUAGUGGAGAGGAAUAAGCACGAAGGAAGAAAUGGAAUUUUAUGUUAUAGUAGACAGAUGCAAGCCCAGCAAUAUUCUGGUUUACUGGAUGCCAAGCAAAAACCGGUCUGUGACUUUCUUUCGUUGUCAUCCGGAGGUGAUAGUGUCCAUACUGCAGACGGAGCGAAGUUUACUGGGCAGCUUCAUUCUCCCAAUUUGCAUACCCAUGUUCCUCAACAUUCCCUUAUGCCUUUUCCUUUCCAUAGUUAUCCAUAUGCCCUACCUUAUUCAGAAAAGCUACUUCCUGUGGCGACUCAACAGGUGCAACUACAGGCACCACAUUUUAUGGGAAAUCAAUUCUAUAGACCCCAGAUGGAUAGCGCCAUCAGCAAUAUACAGCUUCAACAGCAGUAUCAGCUGCAACUGCUAUGGCAGGCUCAUUAUGCUAACUACCGACCCCCUGCAGGUAUCGGUGUGCCACCGAAUGAGCGGCCACACGACUCUUCUGCUUCUCUUGUCCAAAGUGCUCGGACUUCAAUUCUCUCUCCUCCCCUUUCUGUACAGAUGCAAGGCGAAUCUUAUCACCCAACUUUCCUUCGUCAACAUCGUCAGCUUAUUGCUAAUGCUUCCUCAUCAUCUGCAAAUGUAAAGCCUCACAAGAACCGACAAUUGGGGACCCUGUUAUGAGUGGCUCUCGUGAUAGACACUCUCUUGGUGACAAAUUUAUCCAAUAGGAUGACAUAUCCACUUAUCUUGUUCUUUCGAGGGCGGCCUAGCUGCGGUUUACAAGCACUCUCGAUGACAAAUUUAUCCACUAGGAUGACAUUUCCGACACCUCUGUCUAUAUACUUGGCGAAGCAUAUAGGAAGCGAACUCGUCCUGAUGAUCUGGUUUUCUUUUGCAUUGGUAAAAGAAGGAAGAGCCCUGUGUUCAGUGCUUGGCACUCCAAUUUAGUUAGAUUUGUGUGUUUCGCUGCACUUCGUGACGUGGGCUAGUAAUAUGGUGCAGUGAUGCUCAAGUCUAAUUAAAUCAGAUAUUUGGUAAAUAUGUUAAAAAGUUGUGAUAUUUGUAGCGACAUCUAUGGGUAAUGCAAUGAUAGUUACAAUAGUAAGAGUUUUUGGGAUAUAUUCAA
This is a messenger RNA of Zingiber officinale, 1902 nucleotides long. RefSeq lists its product as uncharacterized. NCBI's taxonomy places the organism in Eukaryota, Viridiplantae, Streptophyta, Magnoliopsida, Zingiberales, Zingiberaceae. The transcript is spliced from 7 exons. Bases 57 to 1457 code for a protein of 466 amino acids. The record is from RefSeq and is a predicted model, not a curated record.